This is a messenger RNA of Sclerotinia sclerotiorum 1980 UF-70, 1002 nucleotides long. RefSeq lists its product with no specific name. The coding region runs from base 1 to 1002 and encodes 333 amino acids. Lineage: Eukaryota; Fungi; Ascomycota; Leotiomycetes; Helotiales; Sclerotiniaceae. The transcript is spliced from 3 exons. The record is from RefSeq and is a predicted model, not a curated record.
AUGGAGUCGAGUUUAAGUGGAGAAAAACGCAACAUCGAUGAUGGCGCUAUAUACUUUUAUUUUCCCGAUGGCCUAAAUACAAUCGAAGAACUCUUCAUGCAAGGUCUAGGAUAUGGAGAUAAUAUCGUUGAAGACUAUGAACAGCUGCCGGAAAUAAUGGCACCCGAAACAUUUCUCUUUGGAAUGGGUAAACAUGUUAAAUAUUGGCAUAAAGAGUUGUUGACUUCGGCGACUCCUUUUAUGUCUAUUUUGGCGCCAUUGGAGGUAAAUGGGUAUUGGGAGAGUUAUUCUCGUCGGACUCAACUUAUAUUCCGGCAUUACUUAGGUGAAGUAAACGGUAGAAAACUCGGUCCUCUUGUAAAUAUAACCUCUCUUCCUCCUGACGAACAAAAACGACUUGGGAAAGAUCUGGACACGAGGGAAGGUACCGAGUUGCUUAUGAGUGAGAUAUUAAUGCAUUAUAAGUUUUACUAUCGAAGUAUGUCGGAUUCGACAAAAGAGAGAGUGAGACCUAUGCAGGGGUGGUAUAGACCAAUGACAUGGCACAAGCUUCCUGGACCUCUUAAUAUCUCAGGGGAUAUAUAUAAUUUGGAUAAAAUGCAGAGGAAAUGGAAAGUGAAGAAUGUGUCGUGGUGGCAAUGGCUUGUUAAAAAUUUACCUUUGUUGAUUUAUUUUGAUAUGGUAUUGCAUUGGAUCGGGAGGACUUUUUGGAAGGAUGAAAUACCGCUAAAUGAGGAACAUAAAUGGCCUGUGGAAGCAGUGUGGGAUUCGAGGGAGGAGGAUGGAAAAGUGUGGUAUUUGGUUGAGACGAGGAAGAACGGGAAGACGCAUUGGGGACAUUGGCCGAGUGAAGAACUGGGGCCUGGGGUGUAUGAAAAGGUUCAAGAUUUCCAUUUUGUGAAUUCUGGGAGGACGAUAGGGGAUGUGAAGAUGGAUUGGCGGGAUUAUGGGAAGCAGUGGUUUGGGAGGCAUGUUUGGCGUCUGUUUGAAGAAGUCGAGUAA